AUGUUGUUGUUUUUUUUCUUUUCAGAAACCCUGGAGACCUCGCCGCUGACUACAGCCCAGAUAAGAUAUGUUUUGUUCCACAACGCCCUCCCCUUUGUUGGAUUUGGUUUCCUUGAUAAUGCCAUCAUGAUUGCAGCAGGAACACAGAUUGAGCUCUCUAUCGGAGUCACUCUGGGGAUCUCCACCAUGGCGGCUGCGGCUCUGGGGAACCUGGUUUCAGACUUGGCAGGUCUCGGUCUUGCAGGUUAUGUGGAGGCUCUGGCUUCCAAACUGGGGAUGCAGGUUCCAGAUCUGACGCCCAAACAGGUGGACAUGUGGCAGACCAGGCUCAGCUCUCACAUGGGUAAAGCCAUCGGGGUGUCCAUCGGCUGUAUUUUGGGGAUGUUCCCGCUGUUUUUUCUGGGCGACGACGACGAGAAGGAGAAAGAAGCACAACCCUGCAGUGACAAAGAAUCGCCUUCUUCCUAACGAGCCACUACAGCUUCACAACAAUCACACCUACAGACUGGAUACUGCUGAUGUCAACUUGAAAGUAUUUACAGUUGGGUGUUUCUCUCUGUGCUCCUGCUCAGGCAACGUUCCUACUUCUUUUAGUCUCUAAAGCAGUUUGUGUUAACUUUACUGUCUUAUAAUGAUAUUUAGCUCCAUCACAACUUUAGCACUUUUAAGCUUCUUUUGAUGCACCUUCAGGACAUACCGUCUGUUAGUUCCGUAUAUCGAUUUUAAUGGGAGGUCUCACUCUUAAAAUUUUGACGAGGGAUGGGUGCUGUAAGGAUCUUAUCGUCAUCGAUUCUUCAUAUUAAUCUUAACCUCUUUCUGGACUUCAUUAUUGACCUGUUUGAUAGAUUGUUGGUUAUUUAAAGCUGAACAGCAGCUGCUUUGGCAACAACUGACAAGUAAGAUUCUCUGAAGUAAUUUGCUUUCGAGACAUCAUUAUUAGGGGACAUGUUUCCUGAUGAGGGAUGGUGUAAUGAUGACAUUAGGUGGGUGGUGUAAGUAGAGAAAAGUCAUAAAGUGAGCACCGCAAUAUGUGUUUAUUUAUAUGGAUGCACUUUAAAGUGGUGGUAUUAUGCUCAUUUUUAGGUUCAAAAUUGUAUGUAGGGCUUGUACCUGAACAGGUUUACGUGGUUUAAUUUUCAAAAAACACAAUAUUCUUUUUCAUACUGCACAUUGCUGCAGCUCCUCUUUUCACCCUGUGUUGAAGGCUUCGUUUUAGCUAAGGAGUGAUGCAUCUUGUCUCUAAAUGAUCUUUGUUAGGCGUUGCACAUGCGCAGUUCCUAGUUGAGGACUACUAGCCAAUCAGAAGCAGAGAAGGGUGUGAGUGAGAAGCCCGUAAACAGCUCAGAUUUAGCUGAAGGCUACAUGUUGCCGACCAGCUUGGCAACAUGGACUGGAGCGAGAGUGUCAGAGCGGUGAGUUAUUAAUCUGUAACAAAAGUAUCUUUCAUCCGUAAAGUUUUAACUGAGCUCUGUCUCUACAU
Messenger RNA from Micropterus dolomieu (smallmouth bass), 1480 nucleotides. RefSeq names its product transmembrane protein 65-like. The record is from RefSeq and is a predicted model, not a curated record. The transcript has 6 exons. Gene Ontology annotation, cellular component: mitochondrion. Gene Ontology annotation, biological process: cardiac ventricle development; regulation of cardiac conduction. The coding region runs from base 1 to 468 and encodes 155 amino acids. NCBI's taxonomy places the organism in Eukaryota, Metazoa, Chordata, Actinopteri, Centrarchiformes, Centrarchidae.